Messenger RNA from Halichondria panicea, 3951 nucleotides. RefSeq lists its product as uncharacterized. The coding region runs from base 1347 to 1655 and encodes 102 amino acids. The record is from RefSeq and is a predicted model, not a curated record. Lineage: Eukaryota; Metazoa; Porifera; Demospongiae; Suberitida; Halichondriidae. The transcript is spliced from 23 exons.
AAUGAACAAUGUUUGUUUUUCAUAUGUUUGGUUAACACUCUUUACCAAAUCAAGUAUUCAAUCUCUGGAAGUCGCACUGCUGCCACAAAACUGCAAGUAUAAUUAUAAUGCUGGUUUUGUGGAUACCUUGUCCAGAUUUCGUAACAAUUAAAAUCCACUAUAUAUUCUAUCUCACUUUCUUUGACUAUUAUACAUGGGUGCGCAAAAUGAGCAAAAUGAGAGUGUUAAUAGUGACUAAUAGGUGGCAGAUCAUGCCUAUAAUAUUAUAUAUUAUGCCUCGGGGCGUAGCCACAGAGGAAUACAGUAAAGCUGACUGUGCAUGUGUGUGUGUGUCUGUGUAUUAAUUAUAUCCCAGCUGUAUAAGCUGUAACUGCAUGUGAGUAUAGUGCAUGUGAUAGCUAGUAACAAGACAACUCCCAUAAACUCUCAUGACUGUAUGUUAUCACCCUCGAUACAUUAGGACCUCUAUAAUAUAAUUGUCAGCCUGAUAUCUUGCUGGAGUGAUGGUGACACACUUGAUUCAUAUAUGACCCUUUACCUAGUACCCUGGUUUAUCUCAACUGUUGACAAAAUUGAAGAAGUGAGUGAAUGAAGAGUUGUUCUACGACCGAUAUAUAUGGAGAGAGCUGGAGGACCAUCUCAGUAAGAUUGGAAAGGAGCAACUAGCAAAGAAACUCCUGUGAUGCUGGAGGGGUCGGGUUAACAUGGGGGACUUGAGGAGGAUUCUGUUUUCAAAUCCCUCUAUUACCCCCCUAUCAACACGAGGGUUUUUGGAGCCUCAAGCAGUUGCACACAUCAGUAUUUACUACGCAAUGCUCUACUCACCUACCCACCACAUCAACUAUAUAAUUAUAAGGGUCAAUCAUUUUGGUUGAUGUCUCAUGUAUCAACUGUUUUAAGGGUACUGAUUUUGGCGGAUUUGUAGCAAAUUCAUCAGCACAAGAUGUACAUGCAAGUUACAUGAGUUUUAAGGCUGAAUGGAAAGUUUGGAGUCAGAUACAGAUGAAAAAGAGAGCUUGCUUAUUAUCAUCUCUCAAAAGAAGGACAAGCAAGUAAAAGGUUGAAUGGGGCUCAACAAAGUGGAGACCAAUUGAAGCCUAUAUUGCCCAAGUUUCAUAGCACAAUAAGAUGAUGUUGAAAGUGACACGUGUUGGAGAGAGCAUUAUACUGGACACCCUUGUAUGACCAGACCACUGUAAAGUAUUGACACAAUUGGAGGUACUAUGUGGCUGUGGGUGUGAGGCUCUACUCUCAGGAGACCUGGAGGGUGGUCACACAGACCAGGGGAGUGCAGCUGAUAGAGCAGCACAUCGAUAAAGUGGUGAACAAGGAUUGUCUGAAACCAUAUGUGGGACGAUUGUUUCAAUCUCCUGCUUGGAGAGCUAAGCAGUGUGAGUGGGUGUGGUGACAGAGUGUUCUCCCUCCUCCCCCUCUGUGCUGAGACACUACAACACAGACACUACCCUCAACACAUCAACCUCCUGGAGACACUGCUCAAACUGGAGACCUGGAGGGUGGUCACACAGACCAGGGGAGUGCAGCUGGUAGAGCAGCACAUCCACAAAGUGGUGAACAAGGAGUGUCUGAAAUCGUACGAGAGACGACUGUUUCAUUGUCCUGUUUGGAGAGCUGAGUGGUGUGAGUGGAUGUGGUAACUGAGUGUCCUCCCUCCUCCCCCUCUGUGCUGAGACACUACAACACAGACACUACCCUCAACACCUCAACCUCCUGGAGUCACUGCUGAAACUACUGCUUGGCUGAAAUGAUUGGCUAAUGGAUGACGAAGAGUUGCUCUGGAAGACCAACCUGGAGGGAGUUGGCAGACCAUAGUAAGAUCGGAGAGGAGCAACUGGCAAAGGAACUCCUGAUUAUCUGUACUAUGUGGCUGAGGGUGUGAGGCUCUACAUUCAGAAGACCUGGAGGGUGGUCACACAGACCAGGGGAGUGCAGCUGGUAGAGCAGAACAUCCACAAAGUGGUGAGUGGGUGAUUGGAACACAAAUGUGGACGAGCUAGCCAAAUCCAGCAGCACAAAUUGGUGGAGUUCCACAUCUCCCAGAGCCAGGCGGCCAACCAUGCAGUGAGAGAGGCAGCCUGCAUCUGUACUGCAGAGCUGGGCACUAAGGUGAACAAGGAUUGUCUGAAACCGUACGAGAGACGACUGGUGAGUGUAGUGUUUCCAUGACGAUGUGUGGAGCUUUAUGGUGUAGUGGGGUAUGGGAUAAAGAUGUUGUGGCAGAUAAAUGUGUCACAAGAGAAUCCUCAAUUUCAUUGUCCUGUUUGGAGAGCUGAGUGGUGUAAGUGGGUGUGAUGACCGAGUGUCCUCCCUCCUCCCCCUCUGUGCUGAGACACUACAACACAGACACUACCCUCAACACACCAACCUCCUGGAGACACUGCUCAAACUGAGCAGUGACAAUGCCUGGUGGUGCAGUCUGCUGGAGUGGACUGUCUCAUCUCACUCUGUCAGCUGCUGGGGAGAAUGAUCCUUAGAGGGAGAAUAGAACACAAUCCAAUGUAAUAUGUGGCUGAGGGUGUAAGGCUCUACUCUCAGGAGACCUGGAGGGUGGUCACACAGACCAGGGUAGUGCAGCUGGUUGAGCAGUACAUCCACAAAGUGAGGUGAAGGAUUGUCUGAAACCCUACGUGGGACGACUGGUGAUUUUAUGUUAAAGCUUUGUUGUCGAAUAAAAGCGAGCAAAAGCUAAGCUUGAUUGUAUGUUGCAGCUAGCUAACUACACACGGCUUUAAUUUGAGGUACACCAGCUGAUCGUGUGAAAACAACACUACAAGUAUGAAAGCCCCUUUAAGAAACAUUAAAAACCUUUGAAGAUAGCUGUACUGUAUUAAGGGACCUAACUGGCUGCGGUUGUAUUUUGCAAUCCUGUUAUACCGUAUAGCGGAUAAUUUUCGUGGGGUAAAAUAUUCGUUAUUUUUGUGGGCAGGCUGACCUCCACGAAAUUUUAACGUAGGUGCGGCUUAUUGGAACGUAGGAAUGCCGUGCAGCCACAAUACUAAACGAAAUUUUUAUUCACGGAAACCACCUUUUCUCGAGUUGAACGAAUUUUUUACCCCACGAAACUUACCCGCUAUACGGUAGCUAGUUACUAGUAUGGAGUGUAUCACCUUUUGAAUCCUUUGUGUUCUGUAACAGAUACCAAGUUGUGGGUGACCACUACAUUCCUUGUCUUAUCUCCACUUUGUACUUCACUCAAAGUUUCUCCAUCUCUUUCUCUAACCUUAAUUGUAAGCUGCUGCUAGGCAAUCAAUAUUGUUGUACAUGCAUUGAGUGCUUAAAGCUUCCUCAAUAGCUGUCUGAAAGAUUGUGUUUAACGUAAUAUAGUAGAUGAUUGUGUUUUAAGAUGCAAAGAUGAAUCAUUUUAUUGUUCAUCCUCUCCCUACCUCAACUCCUCUGGUAUUGAUCCUGGAACGGCUGUAUUUAGGGAGAUUCAUUGUAUCCAUGGACAACCCAGCUCACACAGACCAGCAGAUGUUACAGUACUCGUGUGGUUCACUGGUCCCCAGCAUGAGGAGAGGAGGAUGUGUGGACUCACACUAUCACAGAGAGCCGUGGAGAAGAGUGAGGUUGCCUGCCCAAGUCGCUGGGUGAGGGAGUGUUUAGAGCUGCAUCUUCUAUAUGGACUGAGCAGUGGCAAUGCCCUGGUACAGUCUGCUGGAGUGGACUGUCUCUAUCAGCUGCUGGGGAGAAUGAUCCUUAGAGGGAGAAUAGAACAACUAAUCCAAUGAAUCUGGACAAGUCUGACAGAACAGUAUACAAUGUACAAUUAUAUAGCUUGUUGUUUUUCUUACAUUUGAAGCAAUAUAAUUAUGUGUACGUUUACUCUUUGUUCAUCAGUUUAAAUAUGUGAACAGAUGCAGCUAUUGUUUGCAUUGUUCUCAAUUAUACAUAUCCGAUGCUGAAUAUAAACAAUGCCAUUAUUAUUUUAUGAAA